Molecule: messenger RNA, 858 nt
Organism: Dentiscutata erythropus
Lineage: Eukaryota; Fungi; Glomeromycota; Glomeromycetes; Diversisporales; Gigasporaceae
Source: the annotation of a GenBank genome assembly
GUUUCUGUUGCUUUCUCUUGUACUAUCUUCCCCGAGGCCCGCCUAUACAUUAAUGGAAAAAAAGUCAGUGAACAAACACAAAACAGCCUUGAAGAUGUUAUUAUUUCUAAAGACAAGACAUACAAUAAGGAUGGAGUGGGAAAUUUUGCCCCUCCUGGUUUAGAAGGUGAGACAGAGAUUGAGUGCAUAUAUGUUGAAGAAAGAGUUAGAAGUGAAUUGUCGCAUAAGAAGGAGAAAUGGUUAGAAGAUAAAGCUGUUGUAUGUUUAAGAAGCAAAGGUGUUAGUUAUGUAGAAACAGGUCGUACAAACAAUUUUCAGCAAAAUCUUCAAAUAUUACCAGGAGAAUCAUAUUAUAACAAUACUAAAGAAAAAUUAUCAUUAGGCUUUAUUCCACCACAAUUGGAAUUUAACUUUUACCCAAUUAAUAAAGGUUAUUUUGUUUUAAUUGACUUUUCUAUUAAAAUAAAAAAAGUGCACAAUUUCUUGUUGUCUAAAUUAUUUGGGAUUGAUCCUGAUUUUACAACAGCAUCUGUUGGCAUUGAAGCAAAAGUCCUUCAUCAAACUUCAAAUUCUGCAUAUACUAUUUUGGCAUUGAAACCAAAAAAUGAAUAUAUAUAUUAUGAAGAUUAUAUUUCACUUCAUAGUACUUGGGAGGUCUUUUUAGUACAUUGGGCACAAUAUAUAUUCUACUUUUUGGAUCUUCAAGGCUAUCUUCUUGGCAAAAGAUAUAUUUCUAGAGCUGGGAUUUCUUUAGUUGAUAAUCCAUGUGAGCUACUAACUGGUGCCACUAUAGAAGAUAGAGUCGCAACAUUGGAAAUAAUGUUGAGAGACUUUUAUUUAGAUGAAAGUUUCUUAUUA